CACACACACACACACACACACAGAGAGAGUGAGGGAGAGAAAACUCAAAGGAGACACAAGAGAAAAAAAAAAAAGAAUCAGGAUGCAAGUGUAGGUGCAGUUAUCAGGACAGACAACGGUUUAGAAAAGAAUAAGAAAAAGAAAAGUGCGACAGAAGUUGAGCCUAACGUCUACAGGAAAUUCAUUUAGAGGGUAGAAAGAGAAAACUAGUUAUUUAUAAGAAACUGGACAUCAUGCUGCUGCUGGAUGAGUCCGAGUCUCUAACAGAUCAGGGUCAGAGUGGGAACUAUAGCUCUGAAAAUGAAUCUCAGGGCAGUGAUUCUUUGGCAUGGACCUGUGGCCUUCCAUCUUCUUCUCCCUCAAAUGAGACUCCAGCACCAAUGCCAUCUUGCCCUCUGUCUCACGUAGAAGAGCACAGUCCCAAUCUGGGUCCGGACAGCACCAAGACGAGAAUCUCAAAACCUGCUCACAUGCGGAGGAACAUCAGGAAGCUGUUAAAAGAGCACCACUUGGAUGCAGUAACUAAAGUGGCCCAACUUGAAGAGUCGGAGAGACUCAAGCGCCUGGAUCAACAGAGGAUCAACUUAACUGUAGCUCCCGAGCUUGUGUAUACACACACACUAGGGGAUCUAUGCGUAAGUGUGACUUAUGGCUCCAAGGAAAGUGCAGCGUGUGUGCAAACAAGCAACAGCAGUAACGCAAACAGCACCAGACCGUCAGUGCUCCAAACAACUGCCCGUAAAAGAGACCAAAGUUCAGUUGAGAACAGCUCAUGCUUAAUCAGCAAAUCGACCAGUGAGGAUGAUGGUGAGUGCAGCUGUGUGCAUCUUAACAGUGCUGUCAACCAACCAAAUGUGCAGGAUCGAGUCCUAAUCAAUGUCAAUCACCCAGAGGAUGAUAGUGACAUCUACCUCACCCCUCAACUUGCGCGCAUUGUCAAACCUCAUCAGAUUGAGGGAAUACGGUUUCUAUACAAUAACCUGGUUGAGUCACAGAAGCGUUUUAAGAGCACACCUGGUUUCGGCUGUAUCCUGGCUCACAGCAUGGGCCUGGGUAAAACUCUACAGGUCAUCUCUUUCAUUGACAUCCUGCUGCGCCACACCGGAGCUCACACCGUGCUCGCCAUCGUCCCUGUGAACACGCUACAUAACUGGUUGGCGGAGUUUAAUCUCUGGGUUCCGCCUGCUGAAGCCCUGCCACCUGACAAUGACCCUGGACGUAUUAUGCCACGUAACUUUAACGUGCACAUCCUUAAUGACGAGCACAAGACCACAAGUAGCCGUGCUAAAGUAAUCGAAGACUGGUACAGAGAUGGUGGUGUGCUUCUUAUGGGCUACGAGAUGUACCGGCUACUCUCACUCAAGAAAAGCUUUGUCACUGGGCGAAAGAAGAAAAACACAAAGCCAUGUGAACAAGUUAUAAGUGAUGUAGAUAAGGACCACCAGCAGGAGCUAAUAAAAGCCAUCGAAAGGGCUCUUGCUCAGCCUGGUCCAGAUGUAGUAGUCUGUGAUGAAGGCCACCGCAUUAAGAACUGGCAUGCCAGCACCUCAAGAGCUCUGAAGGGCAUUGGGACACGGCGCCGGCUAGUUCUGACAGGCUAUCCUUUGCAAAACAACUUGUACGAGUACUGGUGCAUGGUGGACUUUGUGCGUCCAGGCUUCCUGGGCACACGACCCGAGUUCAGCAACAUGUUUGUGCGCCCCAUCCUGAAUGGCCAGUGUAUGGACAGCACGCCUGAAGAUGUGCAGCUCAUGCGUUACCGUAGCCAUGUGCUACACAGCCUGCUUGAAGGUUUCGUACAAAGACGGGGUCAUGAUGUACUAUUCUCCCAGCUUCCACAGAAGCAGGAGCAUGUGAUAUUGGUGCGUUUGACGGCAUUGCAGCGCAAACUCUAUGUUGAGUUCAUGAAUCGGUUUAGAGAGGCUGGAAAUACUGGCUGGCUUAGUCUUAAUCCACUUAAAGCCUUCUGUGUCUGCUGCAAGAUCUGGAACCAUCCUGACAUUCUUUUUGAAGCACUUCAAAGGGAGAAUAUGGCCAGUGAGCAGGAUCUGGACCUGGAUGACCUCACUGCUAGCAAUGCGCACUGUUCAGCCAAUCAGAGAGCUAAACCCUGUGAAUCAGGCAGCAGUAAUGGAGAACAGACUUUAAGUGGGCUACAGGAGAGAUCCAGCCAAGUUAUUACAUAUGAAUGGGCAAAAGACAUCAUGGCUGGAUAUAAGAAAGGUGUCUUAGAAAAUUCAGCAAAGAUGGUGCUGCUCUUACACAUUAUUGAGGAGAGCGUCAAGAAUGGAGACAAGGUCUUGGUUUUCAGUCAGAGUCUAUCCACACUUACAGUCAUUGAAGAAUUCCUGGUCAAGACAACAAUGCCUGACUAUAGUGGAAGUGGUGUGAAGCAGACCUGGGUUCGCAAUGUCAACUACUAUAGACUGGAUGGAAGCACUUCAGUUUCAGAGCGAGAAAGACUUAUUAACCAGUUUAAUGAUGUCACAAACAACUCUGCUUGGCUUUUUCUGCUGUCCACCAGGGCUGGCUGUUUGGGGGUUAACUUGAUUGGGGCAAGCCGUGUGAUCGUGUUCGAUGCCUCUUGGAAUCCAUGCCAUGAUGCUCAAGCUGUGUGCCGUGUCUAUCGCUAUGGGCAGCGCAAACCUUGCCACAUCUACAGACUUGUGUCUGACUUCACCUUGGAAAAGAAAAUCUAUGACAGGCAGAUUUCCAAACAAGGAAUGUCUGACCGUGUGAUAGAUGACUUGAAUCCUGUCCUGACAUUCACACGCCGAGAGGUAGAGUCUCUGCUGCACUUUGUGGAAGAGGAGCCUGAUUUGUUAGACUCUGCUCACCUACUCCACCCUCAGGAAGACAUGGACUUAGUCCUCAGGAAAGCCUGUAUGAGAUACCCCCACCUUAUCACCAAGCAACCCUUUCACCAUGAGUCCUUACUGAUGGACCGACAAGACCUCAAACUCACAAAGGAGGAGAAACAAGCAGCCAGGAAGAGCUAUGAGAUUGAAAAAAGAGCAUCAGUGCCCUACACACGUCCAUCAUAUGCACACUAUUACCCAGCUAGUGACCAAAGCCUGACCAACAUCCCUGCCUUUAGCCAGAGAAACUGGCAGCCUCCUUCAAAGUUGGAGUAUAAGCCAGCCACCGGUAUUCAUGUGGCAAAGUCAGCACUAACACCCACAAUACACCAAAAGGAUGGGCAGAAAGCAGACCAGAAGGACAGCCAGGUUUCUGCCCCCUCUGUGAAAUUAGACUCCAAAUCUGAUCUCAACUUUUCAAUCACCUACCUGGAGAAAGCAGGAGUCUUUGUACAGAAGACCAUCACUACCACAGAUAUUGUAAUUCCUGGUUCAAACAAUUCAGCAGACACACAGACCAAGAUAAGUGCAGGGGAAAGCAUCCAUAUCAUCAGAGGAACUAAAGGAACCUACAUUCGCACAUCAGAUGGAAGAAUCUUUGCCAUCCGUGCUGUUAGGAAACCCAAACAUAGUCCGGAGAGUACAAAUGACAUGCAAACCUUAAUGGAGAAUUCAGUCAGUGAUUGCGUUUUCCAUGAUGACAAGCCAAAAGUCUUAGCCCCCAAAGCCGAUACUCGACCUGUCGCCCCAGAUACACCAGAAAUCCUAAGUGAGCUUCAGCAUUACACCAAAUCGCCACCCCUGCCUCCCUCGGGAUUGGCCAAACCAGAGACAGUUUCAAAAAAGAGAGCUAGGAUUCUGCCUCAAAACAACCCUCCUUCACCAGACACCGAGAUGCCACUGGACCUAAGGGGCACAAAGCGCAAAUCCACAUCGUCAUCUACCAAUGAGUAUUUAUCCAAGCAUCCAACACCAGAAGUAGGAGGUUCUCUUCCACCUUCUCGAAAGAAUUAUCCAUUCGCAAGCACUUAUGGUUUAAAUUCUACCAUAAACCCUGCAGGAAAUCAUGCACGUUUGAGCUCUUUCAGCUCUGUGUGGUCACCCUACUUACAACCUCAAGUUCAUACAGCUGAACACCAACUCAUGUUCCAGAUCUCUCCAGAUGCCUACACUCUUAGAGACAGGGCUUUUCCCAUUUCCUCCCCGACAUCCUCCAGCAUCACCUCCAGUACUGCAGCGACUUCCUCCUCUAUAUCAAUUCCAUCAUCAUGCUUAAUGAGCCAUGAAGUACCUAGAAUGUUGGCACCGACAUUCCUGUCACAAUAUGGGCAACCACUGGGUAUGUACCCAUCCACAGUACUGCCUCAAGAGAUUCCACGGCAGACAGGAUCUAACUUCCUGCCUCAGUAUGUGACCUCUGGCCCACAGGGUGGAGCUAAUGAGUCUUGCCUUGUCACAGACAAUAAGGCACCGCAGUCUGUGGACAACAGUUAUAUUUGCGACGAUAUCGAUGAUGAAAGACUAUGAAAAACUAAACUAGAAACUUAAUCGGAAAGAUGGGCACAUCAGUAACAACUUGUUUCUAGUUUGAGACUACCCUGUGGAUAGUGUGUGCAAUGUGACUAAAAAUGUGGAUCAGCCGGGAAAAAAAAUCCUUAUGCUGAAUAUUUUAUUAAAAAACAAACAAACAAAAAAAAAUUUGUUCAAACAAGUCUUGUGGGGAAUACGUCAACUUUUCAAACUACUGUACAUGUUGAGGUUAACUGACCUUAAAGACCUGCACUGUUUGGGAAUCUAAAAUGUUUCAUUUAAAGGAGUUUAGAUGUUAAGAGUAUAGUGUAAAUAUUUAAGCUGGUGACUAAGUGAGUCUUAAAGAAAUGUUUGUGUGCUGUAAUAGUUAUUACAUAUAACCCAAAGACAGGUUCUAAAAUAUUACCAUUUCCAUUAACCAUCAAGCAUAAGAGAGCCUUAAGCGAGGGUGGAAAAUACUUGAGUUAUUGUACAUCCAUACUAUACUAACUGUUAUUUUGUCAUUUUUGACUUUAUAAUCCCAAGGGAAACCCACAUUUUUUAUGCUGUACAUAUUUAUUUAGACAUAUGCAGUACAUAUGCAGUAAAAAACACCUGUGACCUUAGGAUCUGUCAUCCCACUGUACAUCUGAAUACAGUACAGAUAAGCCAUAAGACUGCAGUGUAUAACUUAAGGGUUUAAGCCCUACCUCAAAUGUUUACAUAUCUUUGAUCAGGUUAAAACUUGUGUAAAGAUUGGGAUUUCUUAGCCUCGCUAGAAGGCAUGAACUCCAUGUAAUUUAAACUCUAAUGUAAUAACUUGACCUGGUUGUACGGUAUUUAACUAACGUAACAUGUACUCUUUGCUAAGGUCAAUUGAGACCUGGGUUAAUUUUAGUACAGAUAAUGGUAAAGACUCUGCCUGGUCAAAAAAAAAAAAAUUACUAUUUAAGACGGAUCAAAUUAUUGGGCUGCAUCAAGCAAAGAAACAAGGAGAGUUAAAAUGACGGAAACUGGGUUAAGAACUCUUCACCACGUUAUUAAACUUGGAAGGAUAGUUUUGAACCUUCAACUUUGUGGAAGAAAUGUGGUCUGGGGGAAACAAAAUCAUGGAGUUCAUUUAAACACUUGGUGAAGUUGUAUAGUAAAAAAAAUAAGUGUAAAAACCAUAGCGACGUUUAGUAGUGAAAAUAAGAUUGUUUCAAUAUGCACACAAUGUGAUGAGAACUCACAACUGUGUGGCUAUAAGAAAACCACUGACUAAAUAAGGAGUCUAAAUUAGACCUAUUUUAGAAUGAUAUUGUACAUUUUUUAUGAUUUAUUAGUACACAUAACUCAUUGCUUUAGUCUUGCAUAUAAGCAAACUUACGUCAGGCAAAAUUGCAUAGUCGUUUGAAAUGAAAAUGAUCAACAGUUUUAGAUAAGUAUUAAAAUGUAUUUUUAUAUGAAUACAUGAUAUUAGCUUAAUAUUAUUAGUUGAAUGUCAAAAUUUUUACAUUUUUGAAUACAGUUAAAUCAGUAACUAUCUCAAUUUCACAUGUAUAUUUUUGGCUGGAUACUUUCCCUUUUAUUGAGCAAGAUUUUGACACAUUUUCUCUAUUUUCAUUUAAAUAUAAUUUUUCAGUACUUUUUCCACCCUUGGCCAUAAGGAAUUAAACACAUGAUAAGACUGAGUGGACAUUACAUUAAAAAUGUAAAACACGCAAAAAAUCUUAAACACACAUAAGAAUGUAUCUUCAUUCCUGCCUUUGUCUCAGUCUUGCACAGGCCUUAGAGACAUUAGACUGAACUAACAUUUAUACUAACAUUUAUAUAAUACUAACCUACUCCCCCCUUUUUAAAAAACCUGUUCAGUUGUGUCAACUGUUUUUGUAAAAAAUUUUGAACACUUUAAUCAGGUCCCAAGUAGAUUCUUAAUGCAGACAAGGACUGGCCUGGGACGAAAAAUAAAAAUCAGCCCUCACAUUUUUAAUCCAGACGGUCCACCAAUAUAAUCCAGAAUCGGUCCAGUAGGAUGAUGCCCAAGUGUGUGUGGAGAAAAAAGGAAUAUCAUGGAAUUUUUUCCUCCCUAAUUUAAUUCAAAAAGUAUAACUCUCAUAAAUUCGAGAUUGAUUACACAUUGGGUAAAAUAUUUUAAGCCUUUGAAAUUUUAAUGAUUAUGGCUUACAGCUCAUGAAAAUCAAACAUCCAUUAUGUCAAAGCAAUACAGAAAUGUCAGACUUUAAAAAAAAAAAAAAAAAAUCUGUAUUUUCAUUUGUACACUCAGUUUCUGUAUUGUAAAUCCCUUUGUUGAUUGAUCUUGGAAAAUAUUUUUUAAAAUAUAUUUUGAGACACCAGAUUUUUGAUUUUUAUGACCUGUAAGAUUUAACCUUCAAAAUAAAAAAGCCUUGACGUA
Clarias gariepinus (North African catfish) is the source of this 6762-nucleotide messenger RNA. Its product is annotated as helicase ARIP4-like. Gene Ontology annotation, molecular function: ATP binding; ATP-dependent chromatin remodeler activity; ATP hydrolysis activity. The record is from RefSeq and is a predicted model, not a curated record. The transcript is spliced from 21 exons. Gene Ontology annotation, cellular component: nucleus. The coding region runs from base 234 to 4385 and encodes 1383 amino acids. NCBI's taxonomy places the organism in Eukaryota, Metazoa, Chordata, Actinopteri, Siluriformes, Clariidae.